AAAUAGAAAAAAGUAUUUUGGUCCACCUUCCUUCUUCUAUCGUCGUUGUCUUCCUUCCUCCAUCGUGUUAGGGUUUCCACUUUGCAGAGUUUCAAUUUACUCUCAUUAUCAUAUCGCAAUUCCUCCGUGUUUCUGUUUUGAUAACUCGUAAAAAUCCUACUCCAUAGCACCAUAUCUCGUUCCCUGAAUACUGAUUUUGAACUUCCCCUGAUUUUUUUUUCAGGGAAACAAAUUAUUGCCCCUUCCUCUCUUUUCCAAUCAUCUCCAGUGAAAAAAAAAAACAAUACAAAAACUAUAUCUGAAACUUAUUGGGGAUCAGGUAUUGGGAGAUGCCUCGAGACUUGUCGCGAUCCCGAUCACCUCCCUAUAGGCGGAGGCAUUCACCAUCUCCUGUGGGACACAGGUAUAGCAGGAGGAGCAGAAGAGACAGAAGCAGAUCUCCUUAUUCAUCCUACUCUUACAACAGGUGACCCCGUUCAUAAGUUUGUUUUUGCUUAUGAUAUAUUUUGUAUCGAGUUAUGAUGAAUUGGGGAUUAAUGUUUUUACAAAUUUAUUUGUUAUGUAACUUAAACCUUUUAUUUAUCUAUAUUUUGUUGCUGUUCUCUUUUAUAAUGUAAUUGUAAACUGUACUCUUUGGACAUACCAAGGAGGCGAGGACAUUAAACAGUUAUAGACUUAUAAUAUUUUAUAUCUACCAAAUUAGAAUUCUGGAUUAGACUUGAACUUGAGAUCAUGGCGAGGGUUAUGUUAUUGGCUUGGGCAUAAUGUAUAAAACAAUGUGUUUUAGUGACCUUUUUUUUCCCUUUCCAUUAUGUUAAUGCUGUAUUUAGAUGUCAUUUAAAAAAAAUAUUUUCUUUGUUUGAGUAUUUUUCUAGAACUGACUAUUUUUUUGUUUGAAGAAAUGAACAUGACAUUUCCAGGAUUACAGAGCUAUGGUAUUUUAAUGACCAAAGCACGUAGGUUGAAGUUGAAUCACAUGGUUGAUAAUGCUAGUUAUUUAUGGAUUGUUAUUUAAAUUCAAUAUCUACUUGGUAUUUGCUUAUGAUUCACCUCCUUUUUUGUACAUGCUCAAGUGAACAAGAAUGGACAGUUAUAUUUCUGUUAUUAUGCUGUUUGUCUUUUUCUGUUAAGCUCCUUGAGCCAAUCAACGAGAUACAUACUGUUUUUGCUGGAUGAUUGAUAUUGAUAAUAUUCAAGUAUUUGAUGGCCUUGUCAUAAGUAUCUGGUGAUGGUGUUGCUGACUUUGUAAGACUUUGUAUUGAGUUUCUUUCUUUUGUGGGAUUUCCUACUUAUAUGUGGAGGCAGAAACUCAUCAAAAUAACACAUAUAGAGCUUAAUUUAGAGAACAAGAUAGGAUAUAUGCUAUUUGUAACAAAAUAAAAAAGAUCAGUUUUUUCCCAUAACAUGGGAAGUGAGGGAUAUGAACAGGUGAUGGGUGCUGAUAGGGUGUUUUUUCAUUGCUCGAUUGUGACAUUUGCUUCUUCAUGUGAUAAAAGAUGGAGCACACAAUGGUUAUUCUUAGCAAUUUCUGAGGUAACUGUACAUGUUUUUGUAUUUAGUGUGCUAGAUGGUGGGAAGCAUUUAUAUUCUCUAAAGAUAGCUUUUUUGUUGCUGAGGUUCAUUGCUUAUGAUCAUGUGUCAUCAUACAGGCGAAAAAGUCGUUCUAUUUCACCAAGAGGUCACAGAAGUCCUUCUACUACUCCAAGACGUCGUAGAAGCCGAACUCCAUCUGCUAAACGAUACAGAAGACAUAGAAGUAGGAGUUCCUCGUUGUCUCCUACUCGUAAAUCUUCCAGUCCAAGUCUUGGGUCAGUAGAGCACAAAAGUGCCACUGAAAAACUAAAGAAAGAAGAAGAGAAGAAAAGGCGUCAACUAGAAGCAGAGUUGAAAUUAAUAGAAGAAGAGACUGCAAAGAGAGUUGAAGAAGCAAUCCGUAAGAGAGUUGAAGAAAGCUUGAAAUCUGAGGAGGUUCAGGUGGAGAUUGAAAGGCGGUUGGAAGAGGGACGGAAGAGACUUAAUGAUGAAGUUGCAGCUCAACUUGAAAAAGAAAAGGAAGCUGCUAUUAUUGAGGCUAAACAGAAGGAGGAGCAAGCCCGUAAAGAGAAAGAAGAUCUUGAAAGGAUGCUUGAGGAGAACCGGAGGAAGGUUGAAGAAGCUCAGAGAAGGGAAGCUUUAGAGCAGCAAAGAAGGGAGGAAGAAAGAUAUAAAGAGCUAGAAGAGAUGCAAAGACAGAAGGAAGAAGCCAUGCGAAGGAAGAAACACGAGGAGGAGCAAGAACGUCUAAACCAAAUAAAGUUGUUGGGUAAAAACAAAUCCCGACCAAAAUUGUCAUUUGCUCUUGGAUCCAAAUGACCAUGGGCUUCGGCAACAUGUGUCUAUUUAUUUAGUCUAAAGUGUGUAUGGGCUUAAUUUAAUUCCCUAUUUGUGUCUGUAAUUUGAGGAAAUUAUACAGCCCUCCUCAGCUAUAGUGUGACAGCGUUGUUACUGUUUCCAGUUUGCAUUAGAUUUCAUUGUUUGUCAUUGCCACAAAAUUCUCCAUUUACGCGUCCAUGGUUAUCAUACUUUCGCCUUAACAUCACAAACUUGAGUAGUGA
This is a messenger RNA of Glycine soja, 2594 nucleotides long. RefSeq lists its product as uncharacterized. The transcript is spliced from 4 exons. Gene Ontology annotation, molecular function: cadherin binding. Bases 1405 to 2352 code for a protein of 315 amino acids. NCBI's taxonomy places the organism in Eukaryota, Viridiplantae, Streptophyta, Magnoliopsida, Fabales, Fabaceae. Gene Ontology annotation, cellular component: mitochondrion; nucleoplasm. The record is from RefSeq and is a predicted model, not a curated record.